AUGGAAAUGGAAGGGCCUAAAGAUAAGUACGCCUUCCUAGACGGAUCUGACAUAUGGUACAGCGACGACUCCACAUCUGAUUUAGCAAGCAACGACGCAUCCACCAACAGCUAUGAAUCUUUAGAAGCACGUAGUGAGUCUCUAGGAGCAAGUAGCGAUGCAUCAACCAACAGCUAUGAAUCCUUAGAUGAAUGUGGUGAGUCGCUCGGAGCAAGCAGCGAUGCAUCCACGAACAGCUGUGAAUCUUUAUCAGCAUGUAGUGAGUCCCUCGGAGCAAGUAGAGAAUCUCUAACAGAAAGUAAUGAAUCCUUGAACGAGUUUUAUGGCGGAGAAGAAUCGAUAGCAUGUGAAGAUGAGCCAAAUAAAAAGAAAUUCAUGGGGGAUGAAUUAAGGAGUGAAAUAUCUGAGGAUAAUCUACCAAGAGAAGAUUUAUUUCAUGUAGAAGAAGGAUACGAAGAAAUGCUAAAUGAUUCCUUAAAAUAUAAUUUCCAAUAA
Plasmodium vivax (malaria parasite P. vivax) is the source of this 495-nucleotide messenger RNA. RefSeq lists its product as hypothetical. The coding region runs from base 1 to 495 and encodes 164 amino acids. The transcript is spliced from 2 exons. The record is from RefSeq and is a predicted model, not a curated record. Lineage: Eukaryota; Apicomplexa; Aconoidasida; Haemosporida; Plasmodiidae.